GCCCUGUUUGUUGGUUUCGCUCACUUGCAAAUAUUUGAGUUCCGGUGCUUUGUGCGAUUGGCUGAGAAUACGCAGGAUGUGUCGUUUGGAACGGUCGGGAAGAGACGGGAAAACGUGUUUAAUACAUUCAAAGUGUUUCACAGAAAAUGCCUGCUGGUGUGUCCUGGCCCCGCUACCUGCGGACGUUCGGAGCCAGCAUCUUCGCCAUGUUUGCCGGGGCACAAGCGGUCCAUCAGCAUUAUAGACCUGACCUGACCAUUCCGGAAAUUCCACCCAAACCUGGGGAACUGCAGACUGAACUCCUGGGUCUGGGACAGAGCAAGAACACUCCUUCCCAAAACUGAUUCUCUCCCGAUUCCCUCCCUGGAAAAUUGUCAUGUAUAUAUGUACAGUUUGGAUACAAUGUGACCCAUAUUAAACAUGAUUGGAUAUUUA
Messenger RNA from Conger conger (European conger), 435 nucleotides. Its product is annotated as ubiquinol-cytochrome-c reductase complex assembly factor 6. Bases 147 to 344 code for a protein of 65 amino acids. The transcript is spliced from 3 exons. Gene Ontology annotation, cellular component: mitochondrion. Gene Ontology annotation, biological process: mitochondrial respiratory chain complex III assembly. Lineage: Eukaryota; Metazoa; Chordata; Actinopteri; Anguilliformes; Congridae. The record is from RefSeq and is a predicted model, not a curated record.